Oldenlandia corymbosa var. corymbosa is the source of this 1751-nucleotide messenger RNA. The record is from the annotation of a GenBank genome assembly. Lineage: Eukaryota; Viridiplantae; Streptophyta; Magnoliopsida; Gentianales; Rubiaceae.
UACAUAAUUCGCCUUGUACCAUUAUGAGAUGGAACAAACUUUUUUUCAUUACCAUAUUUUAUGGUUGCACUAUUUUGCAGCACAAAAUGAUAGCAAUUUCCACCUGAUGGCAACCAAAAUAAAAUAAAGUAUCAAUUGAGACGCCAUUUCUUACCUCAAAGAACUCCAGGAUUCUCUAUAAAAAGCAAUGCAAAUUUGUAAUUCAAACCAUCCCAGCAUAUCCUAAUUAGUAUAUUCAGGUUCAGUUACAAAUUAAGCUCAAUAAAAUAUUGUGGUUGUGGCCAUGGCAGAAAAAGCUGGAGUGGUGAAGAACAAGCAGGUUCUGCUGAAAAAUUAUGCUAAAGGAUUAGCAAAAGAGUCUGAUUUGGAAAUUAGCACAGAAAGCACCAUAAAAUUGGAAGUCCCAGAAGGCUCGAAUGGUGUUUUACUCAAGAAUCUCUACUUGUCUUGUGAUCCUUACCUGGCAACUAUCAUGAAAGGGACAUUACAUAAUCCUCUGUUUCCGGUGUACUCUGUUGGUUCUCCGAUAAAGGGGUUCGGUGUGUCCAAAGUGCUGGAUUCAAAGCAUCCAAAUUUCAACAAUGGAGAUUUGGUUUGGGGUGAAACUGGAUGGGAGGAAUACAGCCACAUAGAAAAGCCUGAUUCAUUCUUCAAGAUUGAGCACAAAGAUAUUCCCCUUUCCUAUUACACUGGACUUCUUGGCAUGACCGGUUUGACUGCAUAUGUGGGAUUCUUCGAGAUAGGCAAGCCGAAGAAAGGCGAAAAAGUGUUUGUAUCUGCAGCAUCUGGAGCAGUAGGUCAGGUGGUUGGACAAUUUGCUAAAUUGAGCGGAUGCUAUGUAGUUGGCAGUGCUGGAAGUGAAGAAAAGGUUGAUCUUCUGAAGAACAAGCUUGGAUUCGACGACGCUUUCAAUUACAAAGAAGAACAUGACUUGGUUGCUGCUGCUCUGAAAAGAUAUUUCCCCGAGGGAAUCGACAUCUACUUCGAUAAUGUUGGAGGAAAGACACUGGAUGCAGUUCUCCCAAACAUGAAUAUGCACGGUCGGAUAUCUGUGUGCGGAAUGAUUUCUCAGUACAAUGCAGAGAAACCCGAUCCGCUACACAACAGCGCUUGCAUCCUCUUCAAGCGUCUUAGAGUCGAAGGUUUCCAGGUUUAUGAAUGUUUUCACCUUUAUCCAAAGUUGUUGGAAUUCGCAGUGCCUUACAUCCAAGAAAACAAGAUCACUUGUGUGGAAGAUAUUGUGGAAGGCCUUGAAAACGGACCGGCUGCCCUAGUUGGCCUCUACAGCGGCCGUAAUGUCGGAAAACAGGUUAUUAAGGUUUCUUCUCCAUGAAUAAAGAGUGAUCGAAUCUCAUCUACCAAUAUAUCCUCCUUAAGUCUGUGUUUUUGCAAGAUGUGUACACAUUUUGGUGUGAAAUUUGUGUGUUUCUUGAGUUCUUGAUACAUAGGUUGUGGUUGUUUCUUUUUAUAAUAAAAUCCAAAGGAUGAUAUAAUAUAGAGUUCAUAUGUACCUCAAUCGCACUUAUUUCAUGAUUUCUCGAUUCAAGUCUACUGAAAUGAUGGCAAUUGUGUGAUACAUUAGACGAAUUUUUACUUUUUGUUACAUUCACAAAUUCUAGCCAGAAAAUAAACAUAAGAGCUCUAGAGUUGUGUUACGAGUAAUGUUGAGAACAUGACUCUAUAUAAUGUAACACAAAUGUAAUUGUGUCUAAUUUAUACUACUUGUGGAAGGAAUUAUGAUUUAUAAGUCA